GCUAACUGUUACUGUAAAAAAAAAGGUAAACAAAUAAACAUUCGUGCGUCUGCAAGUGGUGAUCAACAGUAAAAAGGUUAUUUAACAGAAGCUGACAGAUAAAAUCUGUAGCAAUUUAUGAUUUGUUGUACAAUGUCAACGCUUGCCUCCAAAAACCGCAAUCCUUAACUUAAGCGUCCGGCUUUUCGACUUGAUGGACGCGCUUGGUUGGUUGAAAGUUGGGUCUGAUGGAUACGCAGCUCGUUUCGAAUCGGACGAAGAGAAUUAUGUAAUCUAUCUCACCGACAUGGCUUCACUUUGGUGUCAACAACAAACCGCUGCUGAAAUCAUGAAACGAUGCCAGGAUUUAAACCCAUUGAUUGAGUCAACAUCAAAAGGUUUGAUUCGACAACUUCGCGCAUGCUUGGCUAAUAAUCCCGAAAGUCACAAUCUUCACGUGGAUUCCAAUAACCAAACAGCCAUUUUGAAAAUUGAGUCUCGCUUGGAGAGUAACAUUCCUUUUAUUUGGCAAUUUGAUCUGUCGCUAGAAACGGCUGAUCAGUUUCGUUCCUUUGUAAUUCGCCCAUUGUUGGCUAUGCUAAGUGAAGCCGCAAGUAUCGAAGACGAGCUUUGCAACAUCAUCAGAAGCAAAGAUAAGCAGAUUGAUGACUACAAAGCCUCUGGUGCAUCCGUAUCCCGACGGCAUUUGGAAACCAAAGAAUUCAACGCCGAGGCCUUCUUCGCUGCACGUCCAUCGCGUACAAUCGACGAGAGCGUCAAAGAGGAUAUGACAGCACUAUUUUGUCGGAUCGUCAUUAGAUUAAAACAGCUGUAUUCUGCCAUUGUCAAGAGGAUUUUAUCACAAAAAGUAGUGCCUGUUCUAGACGAAUCAUCAGAACCAACAAAAUCAAUUUCGGAAGACAUUGAAACUCCAAGACAGUCGUCACCAAAGGUAAGUGAAGCAAGCCGAGCAGAAAACAUUAGAAAGCGGUUACUCGAGGAAGAGCUGAAUGAAAUGGCUAAAAGCGUAAAAAAUGCCAGAAUUAAGAAGAUUUUGUAAAUUUUGGUCGCUAUAGGGCUUUUUAAAAAUGUGUUGACUUUUUAACCCGCAAUCGUAAAAGAAGUAUUGCAUGACAGCUUGGUAUUCAUAUUUUUUAUUGUUCAGAUUAAACAUCUAUGACUACUUUGAAUUGGAAAUGGGGCAACCACCAAAAAAGUGUUAAAGCACCGCUUGCUUUAUCAGCCCAAGUGAUUGAUUUUCCUGUCUUCUUAUCGACACUUCAUUGUUUGUCUUCCUGUUUGUUUUGUCUUCUUAUCGACACUUCAUUGUUUGUCUUGCCUGUUUAUUUUGACAGUUCCCAGAAAUCGCAAAUUUUCUAGGUAGGGAAUUCGUCAGCGCAUUAGAACUUAGGGAAUGGAGAUCAAAAAUCCAUGAUGGCCGCUUUUUUUUUUUCUUUUCCUCCGGUCACAUUUUCUCACUCAACCUCUAGCUGGAAUUGAAAUGGAGCUAAAUGACACAUAUAUUGUACCGCACCCAACCAGUUCAACAUUUUUCUCUCUGUGUUUUCAAAAGUGUUGUGUUCAAUUCAGUUCGUCAAGUUUUAAAUGAGUCUUCCUCAUUUCCUUACUACGCUGACCCAUUAUCAUCGCCUUUGGGAGUAUGGUAGUGUUUGAUUGAAGCUGAAAAAAGGGGAUUGGCUGAAGUACGUUGUAAGAAAACAUAGAAGUCGAAAACAAAAACUGCUUUUCAAACGGCUUUUUUCCCACUACUAUCACUCACCGUGUCAGAGUUGGCCCGAUUAAAGAGAAGGUUCAGAUGAAGCUGUAGCGUUCCAGGCGAGACAAGUCGGAAACCAGGUCAGUGCAGAAACCUUAAUGUACCUGUGUAACCCGGAACUCAUACCUUAUUUACCAAUGAGUUCAUUUGGGUUGGCGAUCCUUACAAAAUUAAUGCCGAAAUAUCGGUAAAACCACAACUAGUUCACAUCCUUCCCUUCUUGAGUGUUUUACCUUUGGGUAUGAAAGUUUCAAGUGUCGAAAUGAAGAUGUAAAUAACUGAAUUUCCAUUUAAAUGUUUCUUUGUUGAUGCUUAUGCGUAAAAUGUGUGCAUGAAGAGACACGAUCAAUUAUUUUCAAUGACAAGAAA
Daphnia magna is the source of this 2125-nucleotide messenger RNA. RefSeq names its product non-homologous end-joining factor 1. The record is from RefSeq and is a predicted model, not a curated record. Lineage: Eukaryota; Metazoa; Arthropoda; Branchiopoda; Diplostraca; Daphniidae. Gene Ontology annotation, molecular function: DNA end binding. Gene Ontology annotation, biological process: double-strand break repair via nonhomologous end joining. Gene Ontology annotation, cellular component: DNA ligase IV complex; nucleus.